Messenger RNA from Malania oleifera, 973 nucleotides. Its product is annotated as 17.3 kDa class II heat shock protein-like. The transcript has a single exon. Gene Ontology annotation, biological process: protein folding; response to heat; protein complex oligomerization. Bases 155 to 628 code for a protein of 157 amino acids. The record is from RefSeq and is a predicted model, not a curated record. NCBI's taxonomy places the organism in Eukaryota, Viridiplantae, Streptophyta, Magnoliopsida, Santalales, Ximeniaceae.
CACCUGUCCACUCCCCCUAUAAGAGCACAUGCAUGCCUCGCUCCUCUCCAUCGACAUUAGAUCAUUCCCAAGAUUUCCAACAAACCAAUUUCAAUUCCUUGCACUAUCAUUUUCAAUUCCAACCCUGAGUAGAAGGAUUUGAAGAAUUAGAAGUAUGGAUAUGAGGAUCCGAGGCUUCGACUCGCCUCUGUUUUCCACUCUGCAGCACAUUCUGGACACCGCCGACGAGGCCGACAAGUCCUUCAACUCCCCCAGCCGGAAGUACGUCAGGGACGCGGAGGCGAUGGCGGCGACUCCGAUGGACGUCAAGGAGUACCCGAACUCGUACGUGUUCGUGGUGGACAUGCCGGGGCUGAAGAGCGGCGACGUCAAGGUGCAGGUGGAGGACGAAAAUGUGCUUCUCGUCAGCGGUGAGAGGAAACGGGAGGCGGAGGAGAAGGACGGCGCCAAAUACGUGAGGAUGGAGCGCAGGGUGGGGAAGUUCAUCAGGAAAUUCUCUCUGCCGGAGAAUGCCAACACUGAUAAGAUUUCGGCGGUUUGCCAGGACGGCGUGCUGACGGUGACGGUGGAGAAGUUGCCACCGCCGGAGCCUAAGAAGCCGAAGACCAUCGAGGUGAAGAUCGCCUGAGAUGGAGAUCAGUUAGAAUCUCACAUUCUGGGUCCUUUUUCAACUCUAAAACAUGUUUCGUCUCUGUUACCUCUCUGUUUUUGUUGUGUUUUGUGAAUUUUGAUGGUUCGGGUGUGAUGUUUGAGUGUUUGUGCUGUAUUUGGGGUUUUGCUGAAUCGAUCUGAAAUCGCCGAGAUGUAAAGCUUCGGUUGCUCUUGACAUAGUAGGCAGAAUAAAUUAAUUUGUAGCAUCUCAGAAAUGUGCUGCAGUUACAGAAUUGAGGGAAGCUGCAAUUAAUUUCUCUUGCAGACUGUCUGCUUUCGUCAACGGAGUUGAAUAACAAAACAUAAAAAUUUAAAUAACAAA